This is a messenger RNA of Strongylus vulgaris, 600 nucleotides long. The record is from the annotation of a GenBank genome assembly. Lineage: Eukaryota; Metazoa; Nematoda; Chromadorea; Rhabditida; Strongylidae.
AUGAUUCUUUUCAGAUACUGCAUAGCGAUGUUAAGAUUACUUCUAUCACUACUGUUAGUCAUCAGAGCCCAAUCAAUGGUGGAUCAUGAAGAACGUGAAAUUAUCCUUACCGCACAUGGAAUGAGCGUAGACGAUGUAGAAAAUCGUGUUGUUAUUCCAAGUGAGUAUAGUUUCAUUCAGGUUAUAAUUUAUAAUUGUUGUAUUUAUGAGGGCAAAUUGGCUCAUCAAACUAGCAGGUUUUGUUCAGUACAAGACGGGCGCAUACCUCCUUUACCUUGCGUGAUGGCAAAUGCCGGCACGCAUCAACAUGGCGAGACCUUCACCAAAAAUAAUUUUCACUACCAAUGUAAAAAUGGGACUGCUGAAGUAGUAGCCUGUAUAGCCGACGAUCAGUCUGUAAUCCAGUUAGGCAGAAUUUUUGUAAGAAAUGGAAUGAAACACAAAUGCAGCGUAGUUGGAGAUUCAGUCACUUAUGAACAAGAAUCAAUGUGCUUCGACAAUGGUAUCCACUAUUCCAUUGGAGAUACGUUCCGAAACGGCUCGUUUAGAUUAACGUGUGGUCAGGAUGGAAUCAUCAUAGAAGGUGAUAGAACUUUUUAA